Molecule: messenger RNA, 3110 nt
Organism: Drosophila ficusphila
Lineage: Eukaryota; Metazoa; Arthropoda; Insecta; Diptera; Drosophilidae
Product: phospholipase B1, membrane-associated
Exons: 2
Coding region: 1677-3014 (445 amino acids)
Biological process (GO): phospholipid metabolic process
Molecular function (GO): glycerophospholipase activity
Source: RefSeq, a predicted model, not a curated record
CGGCAAUGUUUAGACGUGACUAUCAUUCUAGGCCAGAAGUUUGCAACGCAGUGAAGGAGACACCUCGGACCCCAUAAGGUAACACAAUCUACAAAGGCCAACAAAUAAACAUCUAGGCGGAGUGUUAUGUAUUCCCAGUCCACGUUUCACCAACUACAAGGACCGCUUCCCAGAACCCGUUGAGGAAAGGGGGAGGGGUCAGGCGGAAGCAGGAACCGAGGAGUAAAAUUCCAUCACGUUCAGGCCCCUUGCAAGUUCACAGCCUUCAGUUGACACGCCUCGAAAAAACAAGACCCGUCGUGAGUCAGUCCAUGAGAGCCGCACAAUAUAUUUAUAGAUCACUUUACUUAAUAAUAUUUUAUUUAAAUUGUCUUGGCUGUGUGGGCAAUAACCGCUAUCAAGUUCGGCAAAACGGAUAUGUUUUCGCAUAGCACUCAAGACUUUUUCAGAGAUCCGAACAAACAAUUAGCUAUUAACAUUUUAAGCAUUUCGAGCAACAAUUACAUUACAAACUUACUUAAGCUUAAUGUGCAAAUAUUUUGAGAUAUUUUUUUGCUUCCUUUUUUUUUUUUUUAAAUAUCUUGCAUUAUAGAGAUGGAGAUCUAAGGCGAUACAUUUUUUUGACAGAGACGUGAUGGUUGAGUUUGAAAUAGAUUGAACUUUCAACGUCGUUAAAUACAUUAAUUUUUAAUGGGAUCGCUCAAAGAAUACAGUAGAAGAUUUUAAUUACUAGUUCAAAAGUGUGUGUCUAUUGUUGUUCUUAAGAAUAAUUUCAUUCUUUUCGCGGGUAGCUAUUUAAUUACUGACUUUAUAGCACUAAAUGUGAAUAAUUUAAAACGAGUAUUGACAGGCGGAAGCGAGAGGAAUGUCAUAAAGACUUUAUAUGACUGGUAAUGAUUUAGGAAAACUUACUCAGAACGAUAAAAUGGGUGCAACCCGAGGGUUACGCAUCUUAAAAACAACAUCUCGGCUCCGAAAACCCCCCAAAAGUUUUAACCCAAUGACCAGACUUUGGUUGUUGGUCGGGAAAGGGUGUUCAGGGUGCGCUUCAAAGCCCCGGCUCAAAGUCGACGGAUCUGCUCGGGCCAGCCUCCUAUGGCUUCAAUUACGCUAUAUUUAUUGUUUCAUUUUUCUGUACACACUCCCAAAUGUGCGCUUCUCGGCAUGUUUUGGUAGCAUCCAUGUUUUGCCACAAGGUAAUUAUUUCGUACACUAAACUGUAUUUGGUUUAGGGCCUUUCGUGGUUGUUGUUUUCACCGACAUCUUUGAACCGCAGGGCACUGUGUGUGUUUUUCUCGGGCCGAAGCCAGAGGCUUGUGCUGCUAUCAGGCCGCUCUGUCAUUUUUAUGAUUGUUAAUGUCUCGGUCAACGCUUUUAAGUCAAGUUCUGAGCCCCGUCCCAAUCCGUCUCUCCUUCCUCUGCGGUCGCAUGGGUCUUGUUGUUGGCUUUAAUGGAAAGAAAUGAAUUUGAGAGCGAGUUGCGAGCGGAGUUUCGAGGGGAUCCGCCUGCGGAGUCGCACAGAUUGAGGCUGGCAUUAAAAACGAUCGACGCAUUUGCCUGUCGGCUGAGAACGCGUUCAGAAGUUCGUCGGAUGUGAGCUGCGAAGUGGACAAGAACCAGGAUUUCCUGCACCGAAAAAGGCUCGUCUUAGUGGUGCCUACACUUAACCCGCGAAGAUGACGAACAUCAACUACAAGCUGCUUUUAUUGUUCCUACUACUAUCGACCGGGGUCUCUGCAAAACGGCGCGUCCGGCGACAGAACCGAUCCGAUCAACUCCUGGCCGACAUCGGUGUUCGAGCCACGGCCUUCGAACCGCGGGCGCUGGAGAACGGCAUCCCGCAGUACACGGACAUCGACCAGGACCUGCGGCACCUGUUCGUGAACACGAGGCAGACCACGCUGAACUGGGCCCUCAACAACAUCGAGGCGCUGAGCAGCCGCGGGCGGCGCGAGGGGAAGCUGCAGUCGCUGGUGCCGAAGAAGGUGCCCUUCUUCUGUCCCACGAACAACACGCGCUCCUCGGACCCGCCCACUUCUGUGGAGCGCCUGCGGCCCGGGGACAUCGACAUCAUCGCCGCCUUCGGAGACUCGCUCUCCGCGGGCAACGGGAUCCUGUCGAACAACUUCAUCGACAUGAUCAACGAGUUCCGCGGACUGGCCUUCUCGGGCGGCGGGGUGGCCGACUGGCGGCGGUUCGUGACCCUGCCGAACAUCCUGAAGGUCUUCAACCCGCAGCUGUACGGCUUCGCGGUGAGCAACAGCCUGGUGGUCAACCACCGCUCCUCCCGGCUGAACAUCGCCGAGCCGAUGGUCAUGUCGCGCGACCUGCCCUUCCAGGCGCGCGUCCUGGUCGACCUGCUGCGCCGCGACCCCCGGGUGGACAUGAAGCGCCACUGGAAGCUGCUCACCGUCUACGUGGGCAACAACGACAUCUGCUCGGACCUCUGCCACUGGGACAGCCCGCAGGCCUUCCUCGACCAGCACGCCCGCGACCUGCGCCAGGCCCUCCGGCUGCUCCGCGACCACGUGCCGCGCCUGCUGGUCAACCUGAUCGGGGUGCCGAACAUCCCCCAGGUGCUGGGCACCAUGACCCACGUGCCGCUGCAGUGCUUCGUGGUGCACCGCGUGGGCUGCCACUGCCUCGUCAACGACCGACUCAACCGCACCCAGCUGGCGGAGCGCCGCCAGACCCUGCUGCGCUGGCAGCAGCUGGACGUGGAGAUCGCCCGGCUGCCCGAGUUCCACCGGCCGGACUUCGCCGUCGUCGCCCACCCGCUGCUGACGAACAUCACGGCCCCCAAGCUGCCCGACGGGCAGACGGACUGGCGCUUCUUCUCCCACGACUGCUUCCACUUCAGCCAGCGCGGCCACGCGAUCAUCUCGAACCUGCUGUGGAACAGCAUGCUCCUGCCGGACGACCAGAAGCCCCGCCCCUCGGUGAUCCCCCGCCUGUUCGAGCGGGUCGUCUGCCCCACCGCGGAGCAGCCCUUCUUCGUGGUCAGGCCGAGUUGAAGUUCGCCGAAGAGCGGGAGCGGUUUGGGUUACUUGGGUUGACUGGCGGUCCUUCGAGACGAUCCACAGGUGUGCACAGAGGAAAAUUACUCGGUA